Paramecium pentaurelia is the source of this 1516-nucleotide messenger RNA. The record is from the annotation of a GenBank genome assembly. Lineage: Eukaryota; Ciliophora; Oligohymenophorea; Peniculida; Parameciidae.
AUGUUUUCUGAUAAUUAAAUCAGUCUCUUUAAACGAAACUCUAAAUUUUAACCUCAAUUAGCUUCAAUUGAGAAUACUAAACCAAUUAUUGAUACAACAAAGUUAAUUAAAUAUUCUGAUCCUGUUCAUAAGACAUUGUUUGAAUAUCAACAAUAUAAAAAGAAUUAUAAUUAAAUGAAACAAUCAAAAAUAAAAAAAAUACUAUCAAAAUCAGUAGAUAAGACAGCCAAAUAAAUUAUUAAUAGCAAUAGUAUGAUGUCAUCAUCUGUUGAUUACAAAAUGAAAUCAAGUGGACGCAAUUUAAAAUAUAAUUAAAGCACUCAAAGUGUAAUAUCUGAAAGUAAUAUUACAAAAAAAGGAGUUCUCUAUGAUGGAAUCAAUACUUAAGUUUAUCGAAUUCUAAUUGAAGGACAUUUCAAUUAUUAUGCUCUUAAAAUAAGCAAAGUUAAUAUGAAUAAAUGCACAAAGGAAAUAUAUUAUCUUAAAUAAUUAAGACAUCCAAAUAUUAUUGAACUCAAACAUCAUUAUGUAAUUUAUGAUAAAUCUAAUGUAUUUUAUAUUAAAUUAUCUAGGAUAAUAGGCCUAUGUUAUAUGAAAUUAUGCCUUUAAUGAGUUGCAAUUUAAGAUCUUUUCUAUAGCAAUUCUACAAACAUUAGAAUGUUUAGGAGAAUACUAAAAAUAUAGAUGCUAAAUUGAUUAAUCAAAUUAAAUAGGAAAAGAAAGCUAAAUAAAUCUUAUUUAAGUUAUUUAUCUAUUAAAUUGUGAGAGCAAUAUCUUAUUUACAUCAUAAGAAUAUUACUCAUAGAGAUCUUAACCCUAGAAAUGUAUUGAUUGAUGUUGAUACACUCAGUGUAUAACUCUGUGAUUUUAACAGUGCCAAAUAAUUGUUUUCUUCUAUUCCUUCUCCUAAUUAUAUUGGUGAACGUAAUUACAGAGCACCUGAAUUAUUAUUAGGAUCUAAAUUAUAUAAUUAGUAAGUUGAUAUUUGGAGUUUAGGUUGUAUCAUUGCAGAAUGUUUUUUAGGUAAAUAAUUAUUUAAUGGAACCAAUACUGUAGAAACAAUGGCAGAUAUUAUUAGAUUACUUGGAACACCUACACUUUAAGAAAUGAAAAAUCUAAAAUCUUAAAUAUUAGAUCUUAAAAUGCCUGAAAUUCCUAAAUUUCCAAUGGCUAAACGUUUUUAAGAAAUUGAAAAUGAUUAAUUGGUUGAUUUAUUAGAAAAAAUCUUUGUUUAUGAUCCUAAUUAAAGAAUAUCUGCAUUUGAUAUUUUAUUACAUCCUUUUUUUUAAGAAUUAAAAUAACCAAAUAUUAAAAUUAAUUCGAAAUCUUUGCCUAAUUUAUUUAAUUUUACUAAAGGUAUUAUAAUUAUUUAUUUAAAAUUAUAGAAGAGUUAUCAUCAAAUGAAUAUGAAAUGAAUAAAAAUAGAUUAAUUCCAAUAUGGUUUACAGAGAAAUAAAAAAGAUUUGAAUAUUUAACAACUAGUAUGGAUGAUGCUAAAUUAUUAUUAGAUAAAUGA